GAGAGAGAGAGAGACAGAGAGGGAGAGAAGGGCUUUUUCCUCUCCCUCCCCCUCCUCCUCCUCCUCCUCCUCCUCCUCCUCCGCCUCUUUCUCUCUCUCUUCCUCUCCUUUCUUGCUUCAAAAUAAAGUGUGUAACUCUCUCUCUCUCUCUAUCUAUAUAUAUAUACACGUAUAGCCAACUCCUUAAAGGUCUCUCCUUUUCCUUUCUCUUCACAGAAAAGUAAGUGGAAGACGCUGCCAUGGCCGAUUCCGGCGACCAGAAGAGGCAUUCCAUUGUAAAGCUCGCUCUUUUCGUGGGCUUCGGAGACUCCGCGGCCGCCGCCCGCUCACCCCGUAGCUUUGCCGCCGGCGACGGCGCCGUGGGCCUCGCCAUCGUCGCCGCCAUGAGCGCGGCCGCCGAGGAGCCGGGCGCGGUCCUGACCCGGUCCGAGCCGAUCCCGAUCGGCGCCGUGGUGGCGAAGCCCGGGUUGAAGGCCGCCUCCCCGAAGAAGGGGGAGGCGGGGGAGGACGUGGAGCUCUCCGAGAGCUACACUUGCGUGAUCUCGCACCUCGGAGGCAACAGGGUGAAGAAAAGGGUCUACUUUGGCGAUGGCGACGACGGCAUGCUCUUCGAGCCUCCACCGCCUCCGGAGUUAGCGGAGCCGCCGUUCGUGGUGGCUGAGUUCCUGAGGUGCUGCUUCCUCUGCAAGAAGAAACUCGACGGAAUGGACGUCUACAUGUACAGAGGAGAGAAGGCCUUCUGCAGUGAAGAGUGCAGAUACCAGCAGAUGCUACUAGAUGAACUCGGCGAGAAGUUUAGCUCUGGAGCACUGAAGAACUGCGAAUGCUCUACGGUUCCCUUCCGUGUUACAACUGGUGUUGCAGCUGCUUGAUCAUACCAAGUAGUAAAACUAAAAGGAUACGAAAGAUGAAUAAGUGGAAGGGUUAAAGGAGUUGAUAACAGAUACUUCCAGUAUAAAUACAGUAUUCAUAGAGGAGUGUAUGUACCAAGAAUGGAAUACAUAAGUUCCAACAUAUAUGAAAGAAAACAUUAAAGAUUUUGGACA
Musa acuminata AAA Group (dessert banana) is the source of this 1046-nucleotide messenger RNA. Its product is annotated as FCS-Like Zinc finger 13-like. Lineage: Eukaryota; Viridiplantae; Streptophyta; Magnoliopsida; Zingiberales; Musaceae. Bases 240 to 872 code for a protein of 210 amino acids. The transcript has 2 exons. The record is from RefSeq and is a predicted model, not a curated record.